UGGCGCGCGCGCGCGUGUGUGGGCAGGCGAUAAGUGUGCGGGCAGGGAAGGACGCUGCGGCCGACGUCGUCCCCGAGGCACCCGGGAACCCAGAGCGGAGACCGCGCCUCCUGGGCGAGCCUCGGUCGAGCGGCCGCCAUCUUCUCGGCCGCGACUCGGCGCCGACCUUCGGAGGUGAGCGCGCGACCCGCUGGCUCUGUCUCGGAUCCUGGGUCGCGCGAGCGCGAGCGCACUCGGCCUCUCGCGCGUGUGUGGCAACUGUUUACAAGCGGGCCACGUGGGUGUGCGUCGCGUCGUGUCGGUCGUGUCCGGUCGUGUCGCCGAGGGCAGCCAUUGCCCCCGCGUAUAUCGGGCGCACGGGCCAUGGCGCGAGUGUGUCGAUAGGCGAGCGCGUCCGCCGCGGAGUGUGCGCGCGAGGGAGAGGGCCGUCGCCGUCGCGUAUCGAGCACCCUGGUGUCCGCGUGCACCGCGGUGUAUAUAAACAGAGUGAGAGGCGCGUUCGCCGCGGAGCAUGUGUCUCGUGAGGUAGCGAGGCGAGGGGCCUCGCAGCAAGGGAGGAAUGACAGCGACUCCCGGGGGUUCCGGGGAGGUUAGGACGCGCUACCUGGCCGCCAUUACGAGUCGAGGGCACUGGAUGUUGACAGCGAGUUCCUGGAGAGGUUGAAAGGUCCGCGAGGGGCCCCAAAGUGACAGCGAGGGCGAGGAGAGGUUAGGUCGCGCACCCUGGCGGCCAUUACGCGCGUCGGAGUCGAUAUUGACAGCGGGUUCCUGAAGAGGUUAGACGCGACCUGGAGCCUGGUGAUCGAGAAGGAGAGUGAGAGGUCAGACGCAACCUGGAGCCUGUAGAACGAGAAGGAGAGCGGGAGAUUAGACGCGGCCUGGAGCACGAGAAGGGACGGCGAAUCCUCGAAGAGGUUAGGAAGCGCACCCUGGCCGCCAUUUCACGCGACGGAGAGAUCCUCUAGAGGUUAAAUCGACCAUCCUGGAUGGGAAAUGUAGCAGGUGACCCAGACUUCUUGAGGAGGUUAAAGUCUGCGAUCCGAUGAGCACUCACAUCCUGAAGAGCUUUAGCGAGUAAUUGUCAGGCAUAAGGAAGAGUUAUAAGUGUGUCAAGAGCGCGCAUAUGAAUCCAAGAGACAAUCGAGCAAGGCGCGUCGGAGACACGUGAUCGCCGUUACGUCAUCAAGGAGAAGAGGGGCCAGCGGAUCCACAUUGGAGACGUAGACUCGAGGCAAGAUGGAGCUACGACUCCAUUCUCCUGCUGGAGCGGAGCCCAUCGUCUAUCAGUGGCCGCUCACCUCUGGCUCGGGAUCGGAUCGCCACGACGGUGCUCUGGACGUCGUCGAAACCAUGAGGUGGGUCUGCGAGGAUUUGCCGGAUUUGAAAUUACCACUGGAGAAUAAUAUACUCUGUAAUUACGAUACACGGGAUUAUGAGAGUAUGAAGAACCUAUGCGAUAGAUUCAAUCGGGCCAUCGACAGCUUGGUACAGUUGGAGAAGGGAACCAGCCUGCCUUCGCAGCGUCUCAACAAGAGACCAAGUAGAGGCUUGCUUCGCCAUAUACUGCAGCAAACUUACAAUCAGGCAGUCAUCGAGCCGGACAAGCUGAACCAGUACGAACCGUUUUCCCCUGAGGUCUAUGGAGAAACGAGUUACGAGCUCGUUUGCCAGAUGAUCGAUCAGAUCGAUGUAACCGAGGACGACAUUUUCGUCGACUUGGGCUCUGGAGUGGGUCAGGUGGUGCUACAAAUGGCUGCGGCUACGCUUUGCAAAAUCUGCAUUGGCGUCGAGAGAGCUGACGUACCUUCGAAAUAUGCCUUGAGCAUGGAGGUUAACUUCCGUAAAUGGCUCAGCUGGUACGGAAAGCGUUGCGGAGAUUAUCGGCUGAUCAAGGGAGACUUCCUGGCGGACGAGCACCGGGAGAGCAUCACCGGGGCGACGAUAGUCUUCGUGAAUAAUUUCGCCUUCGGCCCGACCGUGGAUCACCAGCUGAAGGAGAGAUUCGCCGAUCUUCGAGAUGGCGCUCGCAUAGUUUCCUCCAAGUCCUUCUGUCCCCUCAACUUCCGGAUCACGGAUCGGAAUUUGAGCGACAUAGGAACGAUAAUGCACGUAUCGGAGAUGUCUCCCUUGAAGGGUUCGGUAUCCUGGACCGGGAAGCCAGUGUCCUAUUACUUGCAUGUCAUCGAUCGGACCAAGCUGGAGAGAUACUUCCAUCGGCUGAAGAACAAUAAGCAGGGGGGACUGGACGAGAACUCGGACUCCGUGAUCAACAAUAUUCCUGGGAGCAACAAUAAGAUACCCAGGAACGAGAAGGCGGAUAGAGCGAAGAAGGACCUCUCCAGGCAGCUGGACAGUCCUAACCAGUCGGAGCAUCUUAACACCAACAGCGAAUCAGAUGGAGACGAUGGGUCUUCCAAGAGACGCAGGCAGACUUCGAAGAUCAGAAGGAAGCUGAAUAGGAAGCCCUCGAAUGGAAUGGCCAGGCCUGGAGCCAGGGGAAGGCAGCGAGGCAGGGGCAUGAAGAAGUCCAGACCACGGAAGGCUAUCAACAUCUCUGGAUUGGAUCUGCUCCACAGUCAAACCCUCCUCAGCACCUCUCCGCAGGCUCUGGGAAAGAAACCACCACCUGCUCCUGGAUGCAUCGACCAGCAGCUCUCUUCGCUGUCUCUGUCUCUCCAGUCCAAUUCCCUUUCGGUGCACGAAGAGCUGUCGAUACCUCAGGCUCCUGCUGCCACUCCCUAUGCACUCCAAAUUCUCCUCGAUCUGUACAGAGACCAGUUCAUGGCGAUGUUGGAGUCGAUGAGGACGCCGGCGUACCGGAUCACGGUGAACACGAACAUCACCCGGGAGCGGGAGAGGAACUCGAAGCUGCAAUCGAGGGCGGCGCAGCUGGAGAAGCAGAUCAAGGUGCUGAUCGACGACAGCGUCGCUCUCUUGAAGGCGCGGAUGACGGAGUUGGGGAUCAACGCGACGUCCCCGGGGGACCUGCUGGCGAAGGCCAAGGAGAUCGUCCUGAGGCACAAGCAGCUCCAGGCGAAGGCGAGCAAGCUGCAGGCCCAGGUCUCGUCGAUGGAGGCCGAGCAGUCGAGGCUCACCGCCAUCAGGCACCAGGAGCUGCAGGAGAAGUACAACGGCCACGGGGGCAUGAACGGGCCCCAGCCGCUCACCCAGGACUACAUCCUGAAGGAGAUCUCGACUACCCUAUCCCAGAGGAAGAAGCUGCACUGCCAGGUGUCCAGGUUGGAGCACGAGUUGAAUGCCCUGGAGCGCGCCAGCAACGAGAAGCAGGCCGCUGUCCUGGUGCAGCAGCAACAGCGAGAGCUGGCCGGAGGGAAGCACCUGCAGCAGCCUCAUCUGGUGCAACAGCAGCAGCAGCAGCAGCAGCAGAAGCCCCCGGCCUCCCGGAAGAACCGAGAGGGCAGGUCCAGGUCGCAGGAAUGGCCGGACGUCCCGGACAUCGGGAAGAUCCAGGAGAACAACCCGGAGAUCCUGGCCAGGAAGAUCCUGGAGACGGGCCGGCAGAUCGAGGCUGGCAGGAUCCCGGUCAGGCAAGGUCCGGCCGCCCCUCGCGCCCGUCUGCCUGGGCCCGGGUUCUCCUCCUCGUCCUCCACCUCCUCCUCCUCGUCCUCCGCAUCGGAAAAGGCCCAGGUCGCGGCCAAACCGCAGGAACCUCCCAGGGUAGCCAACUUUGAGGACAGGCUCAAGAGCAUCAUCACCAGCGUCCUCAACGAGGACCAGCAGAACAGGAACAAACAGCAGCAGCAACAGCAGCAGCAACAGCAGCAGCAGCAGCAGCAGCAGCAGCAGCAACAACAACAGCAGCAACAACAGCAGCAGCAGCAACAACAGCAGCAGCAGCAGAUGCAGGCCCAGCAGGCUGAGCCCGAGAGAAAGAGGGUCACGUUGCUGCAGAACUCCGCCACUCCGGAUUACACCCAGGUAUCCCCGGCGAAGCUGGCGCUGCGGCGACACCUGUCGCAGGAGCGACUCUCGUCGCAUCUGUCGGCCCCGGAGCGGGCGGACCGGGCGGACCGGGCCGACCGGAUGGAGCGACAACAGGUCCAGAGCCACGAGGGUGGCCGGCCGCAGACCGGAGUCGGUCUGCUGGGGACUAGGACGAUCGGCGACCUCGUCAGCGGGGAGAUCGAGCGCACCCUGGAGAUCUCGAACCAGUCGCUGACGACCCCCUCGGCGGUGGACAUGAGCGCGGCCAUGAGGCCGGAGGCGAUCUACUCGCCGAUCAGCAGGCCGGCCAGCGCGGAGGGCGACGCGGGGUUGGCCACCCUGGCCCACGUGGCUAGCUAUGUGCCCACGUCGGCCGCCUCGGGCGCCGCGGGCGCUCCCGCGGGGGGCCCGGGGGCGAAUGCCCCUCCGGGCCCCGCCGCGAGGUCCUCCGUUCUGUUCACCCCGGUCACGCAGCCCCAGAGGUACGUGCCGGUGCAGCUGCCCAGGGCGGACAUUAAGCCCUACCACGAGUCCUACUUCUGCGACAGCCCUUCCUCGCAGCCGCACUCCUCGGCGAUGGUCUACCACCACCCUACUUCCCAGGCCUCCGCCAACGACGACCUUCUACCCGUAGAGGGCCUGGCCGCCUCUCUGCACGCCAAGAUCCUCAACAGCCAUGGACCCGGGAAGAGCGAGCCGAGCGCCUCCGGGAAGAGAUACCAGCCUUACCCACGGUACACGAGUUGCAACAGCGGAAGCGGCGCGACCACGCCGACGCAGUCGCAGGCGGUCGUGUCGGUGAAGACGGAGGCGGCGGUAGUUCCGUCGGUGACCACCAGCGGCGCUCCGCUCAGUCCAACGAUCGAGCCGCACUCCAACACCUCCACGCCCCUGGUGGACGAACCCAAUAUGACGGCGCACCGACAACGGAACGCGGCAGGAGACGACGACGGCGAGGCGGACUGGCAGGACAGAAUCAGCUCGGGGUUCGACCGGCUGGUGGCGUUCGCGUCGACGGAGCUGGACAAGCGCCGACGAUCGACGGAGGGCGUGAACACGAGCCCCGACAGCGGCCUGGGCUCGGAGACCGCAGCGACGGGACCGCCGCCGGUCGUCCUGUCCCCGGAUGAGGCCCUGGGGCCUCCUCGCACCCCCUCGCCGACCAGCCCCCGGCCCCCGAACCCCCUCGCGGGCGCCUCCGUCCCUUUCAAGUACCAGCGCCAGCCCGACCACGAGCGGCACCACUUCAAGAAGAAGUUCUUCCACCGCGACUGGAGCAACUCCGCGGGCAACGGUGAGCCCGGCCGCCGAGCGGACACCCUGGAGGUCUUGAAACGUCCGAGGCUUGCUGACCAGCCGCACAUCAGGACCAACUACAGUCCUUACAACGCGGAGGGUCGAUUCCGGCACGAGGAUACCAUGAAUAAUCGCGAAUCCAUGGUGAAUAAACAACGGUAGACCCGAAGACUCGAUACAGUUCAAACUGUUUCACGAACCGAAGAGAUCGAAGGCCCUCCAAGGGUCGACAACUUCUGAGAUUACCUGGGAAUGGUUUUCCCAGGACAAACCCUGUUCGAUCAACGACUACGAGGAUGGAAUUAAGGCCCGGUAACCGUGAGCCGGCCAUCUUGAAUUAUGACGUCAAAGGCGAAGAAAUCCCAUGAAAUUCUCUUAUCACUAUUUUUACAAAUUGCAUUUUCAAGGAAAAACCAGUGUUGGUAGAAACUAGAUGUUCCCGAAAUUUGUCAGUGGGUCAGUUUUUUUUUAUAAAUCAUGCAUCAGGAAACAAGAUAUUUUUCGAAAAUUGACCAGAGACGGUUUUGGACGAUAAUCAGGAAAUAGACACAAUAGAAUUAUAAACGUGGAUUGUCCGACACAUUUUAUGCGUCCACUGAUUUUCUUCACGUGAAUAACUUGGAAAAAUAGUCUGGAAGAAUAUCGGAGGGGAAUUUCUUACGAAUUCUUCGUUUCUGUCGUCAAAAUUCAAGAUGGCCGACUCAAGGCUACCGAGGCCUUGCAUGGGGAUUUUAUUACUCGGAGAAAUAAGCUCGUACGCGUACCUAACUUUUGGCGUUAAAGCGAAUCUGUUAGUCGUUUAAAGAUUACACAUAAAAUACGUCUUUUCUUUUAACGCUAAAAGUAAGGAUCGUGGUGAAUAAUCGAGGGCCAAAAGUCGGCAGUUCUGGACGAGGGUGAUGUUUCUCGACGAGAAAGAGAAUGCUGCGAACUUCACACGAGUCUGAAUUGCAUAUGAUUGAACGUGCGACAUCUCUUUUGUAACAAAUGCACGGAAUGUUUGAUUUGAAUUUAAAUAUUAAGCGGGAAGAAGGAAGUACACGGUCGUGGAUGAAGGUUGACUUGUAGCGUCGCAAGAGUGGCGGCCAUUUUGUAUUGAAAUUCGAACAUUCCGGGCAUCGGUUACGAAGAGGAAUUCCCAAAACCAUGUGUCUCGGAAAUGAGCGGCGAUUUUUCUAAAAUUGGAUAAUCAUUUCCAUAGUAUCCUGCUAGAAAUAACUCUGUAGGGAAGUACGAAAGGGAUCUGGUUCGGGAUUUUCGUGAGCCUAAGAAAGUCGCAACGGAGAUGGGCAAAAGAGUCGUGGGUUAGGAAAUGCGAUUUUCCGGGAAAACGGAGCACGAUACGGAGAAACGCCUCGGGUGGAAGAAUGUUCCGAAUUAGCCGAGGAACAACUUUUGUCUGAAUCGUUUCACUAUAAAGUGCACGGUUUAUGCGGGAGAAUGGAUUGUUCCGGGAGGGAUAUCGAAGCGCUUGCUUUCGGACUCGGUUUUCAGAGUUUUCUGCCUCCUACAUACGUUGUAUGGAAAAAUGUCCCAUACAAAAGUUGUUCCCGGUAACGUGUUCGUCAACAUUUGUCGAAGGAAAAUUCCCACCCGAGGCCUCGGAAAAGCGGGAAAUUAAUGAAUAGCGCAGAAAGUGUUACGAUCUUUUCGGCGGGGCGCGAGUCGUCGAAACGGAAAACGAUUUUUCUUUUUCUUUUUCUUGUCUUAUCGAGGACCAUAUCAAAGGGAAAUAUUUUUCAAGAACUUGCCAAAUGUCAGGUUUCUGCUUUUCCUCCUGCCGGAUUUUCUGGGCAUCGUUCUUUUAAUACUCCGAAACCCGUUAACGUAAUCCGUAAUUAAUUAAUUAACUAUUAGCUAGGUUUUUUUUUUCCGACAGUAACGCAAAUAAUGGGAAAGGGUGAAUUGCGAUUUUCGAGGACUGUAACUGCCUUCGCGAGGAGGAUCCACUUUGAGGAUAGCUUAGAAGGAAAUAGUGGAAGGAUAGGAAACGUCCGGUUUUUAGAAUUUGAUAUCGUGCACAGUGUACAAUUUGCGAGCGGUCUUUUCUACGAAAAGGAUGGAGCUACAUUAGCGAAUUAUUUUCCUUUUUUUUUUUUCCAACUAUUAGACGGAGAGAAGGGAAUCACUGCCAAACGUGCAGAAGAGGUCGUAAGUCGCGUCCCCUCCCGCCAAAGAAAUUCCGUUUUCGGGAAAACGGUGCACGCUAUAAAAAAAGGUUUCCAACGAAAGUUUUCCCUGAUUCAUUGGGGAACAACUUUUGUCUCAAACCUUUUUUUCUAAACUGCACGGUUCGCGCCGCAAGCUGUAUUUUUCUAAAUAGGGGGGAAGAAAAAGGAGAAACUUAGUGCCCGAAUAUUUUUCCAGUCCAAGACUAACGAGUAGUGUUUGCCUUAAAGUCGCGCGACAGAAGAAGAUAGACUUCUUUCGGUGAACCUUCGGAAGAUUGCAGGGAAUUAAUCUCACGGAGGAGUUGAAAGUUUAUGCAAAAAGGGGGAGGGACGAAUUCUACGACCUCUUCGCGUAAAUCGUAGACCGUUUACCAAACGAAUAGGAAUCUUUUUUUUUCUUUUUCUUUGUUGAGAGUUAGUUCUUAGGGAAUUAUUAGUUGGCCAGGUAGGGGAGAAAAUGGACGUCCGUUUGUAGAAUUUGAUAAAGCGGAGAGAAUUUCGCGACCGGCCUUUUCUGCGGAGGAAAGAUGGCGCCGGCAAAUCUUUUUUAAACGAUCGGACGCGCUAAGAAAAGGGAUCACUACCAAACCUUUGUGUGUUCGUUGCGAAUCGCCGUUGUUCGAUGGAGAAAAAAUAGACAACGGGGCUAGCGAUAUUUAACGGAGAUUUCUUCUCACCGAUGUGUUCAUCGAGGAGUUUGUAAUUCCGCAGAGGCGCUUGUCGAGGCACGGAGGACGGAUUGACUUUUAAUUCAUUAUUUAUUCAUUCAUUCGUUCUAUCGAGGAUUCCCCGUUUUAUUUGGAAAUCUCGUCCUACCGGUGAUAAGCUUGGACUCUAAGUUCCUUUCACGAGGCAUUGAAACGUAAUUAAGAGUGUUCUACUGUAAAUUAAUUGUCGUUUUAAUUAGGUAAUUAGUGGAGACGGGAUUUUGUCGUUUUCGUGGAAAGCGCUCGGAAGUACUUGUAAUUCGUUGUUGAUUCGAAGUUAUCGCGAAAUUCCUGGGGAUGUGAAUUUAGAGCGCAAUUCGUCGUAAUUAAAUUGAAUAUAAAUAUGAAGAGAUCAUUAAUUGUGCUCCCGAGUGAUCGUAAACGGUUUAAUUAAUCUUUAAGAAUGGAUUUCGCACCUCGAUGAGGUAUCAUGCUUUUGUAAUUUUUUUUUUUUAAACACGCAAUCACGCAAAUCAUUGAUUUGAAUUUUGCCGCGCGGUCGGCGCUCCAACGGAAAGCGCAUUCUGCCGUGUCCUCGGCAAGGCCCUCUGAUUACACUGCUGGGCAACCGACAUAGUCAUUUCACUGCGAGAGAGAGAGAGAUAGGGAGAUGCCAGGGAUAAUUUACGCUCAUAUUAUCUGAGAAGUUACGAUUUGUAAUAAAAAAAAAACGAUAUAAUGGACGGGGGAACUAACGGUGAGCGCAAUUUUGCGUUUCGUAAGACCUGCGCGCUUUCAAGAUGGCGUCGCGCCAAGAUGGCGGAGCGCGCCGCCAUCUUGGAAUCACGGCCGGCGCGGCUUUGUAACUAAGCGUUUUGUAAAAAUUGAAUGGGUGAUCAUUGUUCGAUCGGCGAGGGAUUCGUGUAAAGAGGGAGAAAACGUAAAAGAACCGCCUGAAAUGUGUUACAUAAUUGUAAGUAGUAACAAGUGUAUUAUUUAAUAACCCCCAGGACGAUAUACAUAUAUAUACUUGAAUUAUUGUAAGUAAAUCUGGCGUGUGUAACCGGCGCGGAGAGGUCUCGAGAACCAUCGAGUGAUUCAUUAUAUAUUAUUAUAUAUUAUUUUUAUUGUUCGCCAUUAGUUAUUUAUUAUAUUAUUGGAGUAUUUUAAUAUUAAGAUUUUGUAACAGAAGGAUAUAUCACUGCUCUGCGUUUUCAUUCCGUCUUUCACCAAGCUCGGAUUUCCCCCGGGAAUUCGGUGUUUCACGAGUUUCCGAUUUUUCCAGUGGAUUCCGCGGGAAAAUUCGAGGGGGAAAUCUCUUUUCGGGAUUUAAAUCGCGAGGGUGAUAAGCGAGAUAUUAAACACCGGUCGAGGCGGCCGACUUUCCGUUGGAGCCGCCGCGCCAUUGGCGCGGAAUGUCUCCAAGGGAAAGCAUCGCUCUCGAGAAGAUUUCCAAAGGAGCUUUUCGCCUCGUUUUUUUUUUCUUCCUUUUGUUUCCGACUUUCGGAGAUUGCGACGGGGAAUGGAAAUUCGAAAGUUCUUGACGUUUCCUGGUUACGGUGGUUUUAAUUAAUUUAAGCGAAACUGCAUCCGGUGUUACGUUUCUUGGGGAGUUCUCUCAAACGGGUUCGUUAUAGUUUCGUCUCGUAAUUAGAUGCUGGGUCGAGUGCAAGGAUUGUAAUAAUUGUAAAAAAAGAAAAAAAGAAUAAAAACAUUGGAUAUCU
Messenger RNA from Orussus abietinus, 9783 nucleotides. RefSeq names its product histone-lysine N-methyltransferase, H3 lysine-79 specific (gene gpp). The transcript has 12 exons. Gene Ontology annotation, molecular function: histone H3K79 methyltransferase activity. Bases 1237 to 5403 code for a protein of 1388 amino acids. Lineage: Eukaryota; Metazoa; Arthropoda; Insecta; Hymenoptera; Orussidae. The record is from RefSeq and is a predicted model, not a curated record. Gene Ontology annotation, biological process: DNA repair; regulation of transcription regulatory region DNA binding; DNA damage checkpoint signaling. Gene Ontology annotation, cellular component: nucleus.